This is a messenger RNA of Bradysia coprophila, 6975 nucleotides long. It is a transcript of the gene Tdg, whose product is annotated as Thymine DNA glycosylase. Gene Ontology annotation, molecular function: DNA binding; uracil DNA N-glycosylase activity; pyrimidine-specific mismatch base pair DNA N-glycosylase activity. Gene Ontology annotation, cellular component: nucleus. Gene Ontology annotation, biological process: base-excision repair, AP site formation. NCBI's taxonomy places the organism in Eukaryota, Metazoa, Arthropoda, Insecta, Diptera, Sciaridae. The record is from RefSeq and is a predicted model, not a curated record.
CUCAAUAGCAACUAUACUGUGUGCACUUGUUAGUAAAUAUUUUUUUUGUCUAAAAAUUUAUUACCAAAUAACCAUAAAAAAGACGAAUACAUCAAAAAAAAAUUGUCGCUUUUGAAUCACUUAAAUUUGCUAUCAAAACAAUAACACGCUGGAAGUUCCCGGGGGUGGUUGGAAUAAGAAAAUUUUGUGAUUCAAUUCCAAAAUGGAAAAUGUGUGCGGAUUUGUGCGUUGUGCAGCAAUGAACAUUGGUCGGAUGUAGGAUCUCAUUUUUUUUUUCGUUUUCGUUUAAUUUUUUCCGCACGACAAAACACCAUCCAUUACGUACAUUAUAUUGGAAUAUGUGCCGAAUAUAAUGCUGAGACGGAAUACAUAGACGGAAAAUAACGAGAAAUUUGACGGAUGAAAAAAAAAAAAACGAAAUCCGUGAAAUCUGUCAAACAAAAAUUUUUAUUUUCUCAAAAUUUGGCCAUUUGUAAGGAACAGUGUACUACAACACGAGAGACUCCCAUACAACGUAUCUGAUAUUUGGUCGUCGCAUACAUAAGUCUAGCUGGCGAUCAUAAACAUAUCCAUUAAGCAGUGCUAAGCUAUCGUGGUGUAUAAUAUAUUGUAGUGAAGUGAAAUAUAUUUUUUUGGUCAAAAAAUGUAUAUAUUCUCGCCGUUUGACCGAUGCACACAAUGAAUCUGUUAGUGAAUCCGAACACAUACGAGAGAUAUAAUUUUAUUUUCGCAUAAUAGCAACAACCAACCAAUGUUUCAAGUGAAUAUAUUUCUAGUCAAAAAAUGUAAUUGUGUAACUGUGUGCUGAUCAUCGAGACGAGAACAAAAUUUAUAAUUUUAUAGUUGGGUUUGAACGUAUAGAGAUAAUGUUGUGAUUGUGUAUAUUAUAUACAAUGGCGCUCCUUUAAUGGUGGAUUUUACACACAAGGAAUAUAAAUAGCGUAGGAACGAAAUUGUGUGCUGAGAGGUAGCGGAAGCAAAAUUACAUUUUUAUCGUAAGUUGGCUACAUCGAAUUCGGAGAAGAAGAAGAAGAAGAGGAGAAAAAUAAAACUUAGUUCUUCACACCAACUGGUUAAUCAAACCGAAAACAGAAUGCAUCGAAACAAAAAGCUGCAAAAUCGACGAAACAGUGAAAAAAUCGUCGUUAAAUUCCAUAAAUAAUUUCUCAUUUUUUUCGUUUUGUACACCAAAAUGACAAGGACACGAAGCUCUGAUUUACGGUAGACUAAUAAAAUCGACACGAACUUUAUUAUUAGUGUCAUUGUUUUGACGGAUAUUAUGUGCGCUGUAUGAUAAGGUAACCAUCCAAAUCCGACAGCAAACAACACAACCAUAUUGAUAAAUAUUGUUGCCAUUGCACUGCACACUCGUUCAGCGAGUUUAUCUUUUCGAUUUUUCCAUUUUCGGAUUAAGUGCUCAUGGAAUUAUCGAACAAUGCAAUGACGUCCCCGAUGGCGGCGACAAAUGUUCCGUAUUCGCCCGCGCCUCUGCAAUCAGAUCUAUCAUACAGUCCAGACCAUUCAAAGUUGACAGCUCCGUCACCAGCAAGCUCACAAAAUGCAACCGAACGACCAAACGAUUUAUCACCGAAACCAAAUCCGGACGAUCAACUAGUAAGCAAUGACCAUCAGCAGCACUCCGUGCGAAAUUUCAUCAAUCAUUCAAAUGAAACAGAGAAUGAGACUGAUAAGAGUCAAGUGAAAUUUAUCGAAGAAUCUCAAUUAAAAUCCACUCAACCAUCGCCAAUGGAUUUUCAAUCGAACAAUCAAGACGAUGACAACAAACAACACGAACUGAAAGCUUAUAAUCCGAUAAAUAAGGAAGCGUCACCGACUCACACAAAUCACAUUGAACAUGACAUAAAAUUCGAUAAGAACAACGAAGAUAAAAAUGUAGGCGAACCGUAUAAUCAGCAUGUUGACAGAGAAAUCGACAGGCACAAUGACCAUGCACAUCAUCAUCUCAUACAGCAUCACCACAAUCACCAUCCGCAACCAGAAGUACAGCGAGACAAUUUAAAUGGGAGCCUACCUCACGAGCACCAGAAUGAUCCGAGGCAUCAACUGCAAAGCCAACCACAAUAUCAUCCGCCUCUUCAUCUACAAGAACAUCAACAUCAUCAACAACAACACCAUCAGCAGCAGCAGCAGCAGCAACAACAGCAACAGCAUAUGCAUCACCAACUUCAACAGCAUCAUCAUAGUCUCGGGUUACAUGAUCAUCAAAGUCAUUUGCAGCAUUUAGACUCGCAACAUCAUCAGCCGUACAAACUGUACACGCCCCAAUAUCUUCCGCCACCGAACAAUUACAACAAUGCCUAUGUGAACAAGCCAAACACCACGUUCAAACCGUACCGCAUGUCGAAUAUUCCGUCAAAUAUGAAACACGAAAUGUCUGACGAUGGAUAUGAAACGAGCGCCACUGGCGACGGUAGUCAUCUCACGCAAAAUGGCAGCCACAUGAUGGGCAAUCAAGUGUUGAUGCCAAAAUGCGAAAUAUCGCCACCCGACGAUCCAUACAAUUUCGUUGACGACGAUAUGCAAGGCUCGAUGUCACCACAUUUGAUGCCGUCGAGUAUGCAACCACAUAUGCGUGUGCCAUACUCGCAAAGUUCCUUGGCUGGCGGUGGUGCUGGUGGCAAUAUUGUCAAUAACGUACCGAAAUUAGCGUCGAUGCAUGGAAACAUGCAUGCCAUGUCGACGGUACACAGUCCAGUGCUAAGUAGUCCACCCAUUGACGGAUCGACACCAAAGAAACGCGGACGCAAAAAGAAGCAGCGUGACGAUACUGGACAAAUUCUUAACGGUGUGGUCAAGCAAAUACCAGCCAAAGAACGGAAAAAGCACGACCGGUUCAACGGCUUGUCAGAGGAGGAAGUUUCGAAACGAACACUGCCAGAUCAUCUAGCCAACAAUUUGGACAUAAUCAUAAUUGGUAUCAAUCCCGGACUAUUCGCCGCAUACAAAGGACAUCACUAUGCCGGUCCCGGAAACCAUUUCUGGAAAUGUCUGUAUCUGUCCGGCUUAACACACGAACAAAUGAAUGCCGAAGAGGAUUACAAACUGCUGGAUUUCGGAAUCGGCUUCACAAAUAUGGUAGAACGAGCAACCAAGGGCAGUGCAGACUUAACGCGAAAAGAAAUCAAAGAAGGUUGUCGCUUACUGCAAGACAAACUGAGACGCUUUCGGCCGAAGAUAGCUGUUUUCAAUGGGAAGUUAAUUUUCGAGGUAUUUUCGGGAAAGAAAGACUUCAAUUUCGGCCGACAACCGGAGUGCAUCGAGGGAACCAACACGUAUAUGUGGGUGAUGCCUUCAUCAAGUGCACGUUGUGCUCAACUACCACGAGCUGCUGACAAAGUUCCUUUUUACACGGCGCUGAAGAAGUUUCGUGACUAUCUGAAUGGGCUGAUACCCCAUCUGGACGAAUCAGAAUGUGUGUUCUCCGAUCCUAAGUUUAAGGCCUGUUACGAGAUUGAGCCAAAGGCUGAUAAUAUUAGCAUCCCAUCCAUACAAUCGGCUACGGACAUAACGGAUCUUAGUAAUAAUCAUAAGAUGUUGGAUGUUCCUGGUAAAAAGAAACGCGGACGACCGAAGAAAGUUCGCGGUUUGGACGGCGAAGAACCGAAAGUGACGCCGCGACGAACUCCAUCUGUAGUUACACUAGAUAGCGAUGGUAUGCCAAAGAAGAAACGUGGCCGGCCUAAGAAAGUAAAGACCGACGCAAUUAACGGUAUGUCAAACGGAAUGGAAGCUAUUAGCAAUAGUAUUGAUGCGAUGUGCAAUACUAGCAUAGGAAUGUGUUCAAGUGUUAACGGUCAAAAUCGCAUGUAUCCGUCGCCCAUGCAAUCACCGAAUCCGAACAAUACGUUCUGUGGGAUGAAUAGUAUGAAUCCCAGCGCCUAUGGUUCCAUGAACUCGAUGGCACUGAAUCCAAACCGACCGAACUCCUACAAUCAUCAGCAAUCGCCACAGAACUUACACUCGCAACCUUUUUCGCACUCGGACCUAUCAUCGGAAAUAUCAGCGGCAAUUUCAUCGGAACAUUUGGGAGAAAGUCCUGUGCCAACGUCGCCUAGUUUAGGACCACCAGAUUUUGAGCCACCGAACAACUGUAUGCCAACCGACGACAAUAACACAAACGAAUGUGGUUUUGCCAGUCCUGCACCGUCAACGAUAAGCGAACACACCGGUCCACCAUUAUCUCAAUUACACAGCAACAACAAUUCGACAAGUUACUCGCCCUAUCGUACAACGCCGAGCAACAAUUUCAUCGAUCCUCGUUCAAACGAUCCAAACGUUAACACCACCAACGAAAGCUACGCCCUGCAAGCGCAGCAACGGCAACAACAACAAAACGGACUUAGCAAUCCGAUGCUACGUCAGACAAUUCCAACCAAUGUUGAUCAACACAGUCCACGGCAUCAGCAACAGCAGCAGCAACAACAACAGCAAACGCAGCAACAGCAACAACAGCAUUCGACGACGGGUGAUGUUUAUAAAUUGCCUGAUGUGUCUGCGAAAAGUCUGUCGGGUCUUGAAUCGUUGGUAGAUCAAAUACCGAGUCUAAACGACUCUGAAUCGCCAUCCUCGAAUAAUAGUCUUGCUGGUCACAGUUUGAAUGUCAGCAAUUUAACCGGUGCAUCAGUUCCAAUAUCAGAUUCUCGUACGGCCGACGUGUCGUCACUAAGCGAACAAUACCAAAAUAGUUGCAUUUAUUCCGGCUACCCAUCCAAUUUAAAUUCGAUGCCUGGACCAACGUCUGUGAAUCCAUCACAAAUUCCGCAAUUCUCAAAUUCUAACUAUUCGCCGCCAAAUUCAUCAAGUCCAUCGAAUGCAACUAACGCUUAUGGCAGUCUCUCUAGUUCAUUUUCGGUUAGCAGUCUAACCUCAUCCUAUCCUUCGUCAGCGAUGAACACGUAUCAUUCAAAUUUGAUGGCCGCUUCAACGCACCAUCUCGGCGGAACUGGUGCUCCGAUGUACAUGGAACCACAUAUCCCAAUGGCCGUGAAUCCACUCUAUCAUCCUUACAGUCAGCAUGCUAGUUAUACUGGUUACAGUCCAAUAGCACCGCCGCCGACGAUUCACAUGCCAAGUCCAAACUAUCCGUACGGCUACACCAAUUCCACCUAUGGACAACCGGCCCAUCCGACCACACAUCCGGCAGCUGGAUAUCUAUCGAAUCAUCAUUCAAUGUUUGAUCGAAUCAAGCCGGACAUUGGUUACGGGGGAUUUUAGUCACUUUGGGUGACACAUUUAGUUGCGAAUGAGACGAAAGAGACUCAAUUGUGAUCAUAAAAACGAUUCGUUGUGAUGAGCGUCCUAUUUUAUUGAUUGUAAGUCGAAUGAAUGGCGAUGGAUUUUCUAAAUUUUUUUGAUUUUGAUCUUCACAUUGGUCUGGAAGGUCUUUGCAUUGGAAUUUCGUUAGCGCAAUUUCUGAAUGUCUGAGUGAGUGGUCGGAACUGUAUGGGUGGUUGUGGAAUCUAAAACUGAGCGGGAACGAUGGUAGUCCUCAAGAAUCUCUGCAUUUGUAAUCUCGUACGUUCGCCCCUUAAUUUGUUGACUGUAACAUGUGAGAGAUUAGAGAGUGUGUUUGGCUUUAGUAAGUCGGUAUAGGUUAAAUGAGAUAAUUCACGCAAAUAUUAGACAGGUUUCCCCAUGGCGGACUCCUUCCACUGGUCGAGUAGUGUAUUGGUAUUGAGUAAACGUUAGUUUACGCCUCGUCUUCCAUAUAAAAAUUGUCAACUCUAGACCGAGUGAAUUGCUAUUUUUUUCCGAUACAUGGGAACCCGAAAAUGGUGUGUGAGUCUCACAUACGCGGAUAAACAGGUUACUCAUUUUGCCGCAAAUGUCAAAGGUCACAAAUUGCCAAUCGAUCAACCAAAGACUGAAAUCGUUUCAGAAAAUUCGUUAAAGCGAAGAAAAAUCAUUUGCAAAAGUUUCCAUAGCGCAUUCGAGUGUCGUUCAUUUUUAUCCAUUUAUUGUGCGGUGUGAGGACUCAAAACUUAUUUCGCUUCCAAAGACAGAUUCAAUCUCUCAGUGCUAUUGACAUUAUCGUUUCAUUUGAAGGAAGAAGGAGAAGUCGAGAAGUUCACCAAAAGUAAAAUUGAGAAAAUGAAUGGAUUGCUAAUGAUGUGUCUCCAGUCACUAGUCGGUUUCGUUGACUGACCAUAAAAUAUGUGUUGUCGCGAUCUCCUCAAGAGAAAUUUGCGUCUUCAGUUCAAUUUGAUUUUAUAAUUUUGAAACAGAGAAACUAUAAGAAGCGGUUUGUUCACUAGCGUAAUUUACUGUACGAAUCCAGUGCUUAAUUAAAUGAGUCAGAAAAUUGUUUUAAAAUUAAAAUAAAUUUCUGUUUUUUUUUUUUAGCUAAAAUCUCUUUUUUGUUAACCAUAGUAAUAAAUGGAAUUUUAAACAAAAAAAAAACAUUAAAAAGUUCAGUUACUUUCAUCUCGAUUGUACAAAAUGACCAUAGUUUUACGAUAAAUAAAAUUUUACCAUGGAAUCAACACUAUAUUUCUAUGUAACAGGGUAUAUAUGUAAUUUGAACUAAUUUAUAUAUAAAAAAAAACAAACAAAAGAACAGAAAAAUGAAGAUGGAAAAAAUUAAGAAAUGAUUCGAGGGUGAUAUAUUACUACUUAGAACAAUUUUAAGAUAAUCUUUAAAAAGCAAAAAGAAACAAACAAAAAAUAAAUGAAAUAAAAAUGUGUAUCAGUCAGUUGUCAUAGGAUGCAUAGAAUGGUAAUUUUAAUAAAUAAAUCUUACCAUUACGUCUAAGAAUACAGCCAGACCGUUUACACUUUAAUAAAGGAAAUGAACAAGAAAUGGAGAGAAGAAAAUAAUUUGCAUAAAACAUAUAUACGUAAUCGACUACUAUAAAUGAAUAUCUUUACACUUAAUUAUAAAAGAAAACAAAAAAAUUAAAUUAAAAAAAAAACAAAAACAAAAAAUAAGAAAAUUAUUUCAAAGAACAUUUUUAA